UGGCUCCGGUUCGACGUAGACCAACGCUUCCCCUCCGACAGCUCCUGGGCCCUGUGUCCACUGUCCUUUUGAAAGCCGUGCUCUGAUUGGCCAAAUUCCGAGCCCUCUUCCGUCGUUCCCCACACUGGCCAAUUGGCACCCGUGUUGCAUGAGACGGUGCACCAGAGAGGGGGAGGUGGCGGCCAUUUUGAGUCGCUGCCGCCGCCAUUGGAGUGUACCCCCCCUUUCCCCCCUUUGCCUCCUGACGGGAAAGGUUUAAGGGAGACAGAGCCCUGGGAGGCCGGGCCGGGCUCGGGGGCCGCCCCGGGGGCCCGGGCCAUGGAUGUGCGCCGUCUGAAGGUGAACGAACUUCGCGAGGAGCUGCAGCGCCGCGGCCUGGACACUCGCGGCCUGAAGGCCGAGCUUGCUGAGCGGCUGCAGGCAGCGCUGGAGGCCGAGGACCCCGACGACGAGCGGGAGCUCGAGGCCGACGACGAGCCGGGGCAACCCGGCCACAACAACGAGGAGGUCGAGACUGAGGGGGGCUCCGAGCUGGAGGGGACCGCGCAGCCACCGCCGCCCGGGCUGCAGCCGCACCCGGAGCCCGGCGGCUACUCGGGGCCGGACGGACAUUAUGUCAUGGACAAUAUUACCAGGCAGAACCAAUUCUUUGAGACCCAGAUCAUCAAGCAAGAAAAUGAGUCAGGCUACGAUAGGAGACCACUAGACAUGGAGCCACUGCAACAGGCCUAUCGCCCAGAAGUGAAGACAGAGAUGAAGCAAGAAGCACCCCCCAGCUUCCUCCCACCUGGAGCUUCUCAACACAAGCCAGACAGACAGCAAUUCCAGAGUCGAAAGAGGCCUUAUGAAGAAAACCGAGGACGUGGAUAUUUUGAGCACCGGGAGGACAGGAGGGGCCGUUCUCCUCAGCCUCCUGCUGAAGAAGAUGAAGAUGACUUCGAUGACACCCUUGUUGCCAUCGACACAUAUAACUGUGACCUGCACUUCAAGGUAGCCCGAGACCGGAGUAGUGGCUAUCCACUCACAAUUGAGGGUUUUGCAUACCUGUGGUCAGGAGCCCGUGCCAGCUAUGGAGUCAGAAGAGGCCGUGUGUGUUUUGAGAUGAAGAUCAAUGAGGAAAUCUCUGUGAAGCACCUUCCAUCUACAGAGCCUGACCCCCACGUUGUACGUAUUGGCUGGUCCCUGGACUCUUGCAGCACCCAACUAGGCGAAGAGCCUUUCUCCUAUGGCUAUGGAGGCACAGGGAAGAAGUCCACCAAUAGCCGAUUUGAGAACUACGGAGACAAGUUUGCAGAGAAUGAUGUGAUUGGCUGCUUUGCUGACUUCGAAUGUGGAAAUGAUGUGGAACUUUCCUUUACCAAGAACGGGAAGUGGAUGGGCAUUGCCUUCCGAAUCCAGAAGGAAGCCUUGGGGGGUCAGGCCCUCUACCCUCAUGUUCUGGUGAAGAAUUGUGCUGUAGAGUUCAACUUCGGACAGAGAGCAGAACCCUACUGUUCUGUCCUGCCAGGGUUUACUUUCAUCCAGCACCUUCCCCUUAGUGAGCGGAUCCGAGGCACCAUUGGACCAAAGAGCAAAGCAGAGUGUGAGAUUCUGAUGAUGGUGGGCCUGCCUGCUGCUGGCAAGACUACAUGGGCCAUUAAACAUGCAGCUUCCAAUCCUUCCAAGAAGUACAACAUACUGGGUACCAAUGCUAUCAUGGAUAAGAUGCGGGUGAUGGGCCUGCGCCGGCAGCGGAACUAUGCUGGCCGCUGGGAUGUCCUGAUCCAGCAGGCCACCCAGUGCCUCAACCGCCUCAUCCAGAUUGCUGCCCGCAAGAAACGCAACUACAUCCUAGAUCAGACAAAUGUUUAUGGGUCAGCCCAGAGACGAAAAAUGAGACCUUUUGAAGGUUUCCAGCGCAAAGCUAUUGUAAUUUGCCCUACUGAUGAGGACCUGAAAGACCGAACAAUAAAGCGAACCGACGAGGAAGGGAAGGAUGUCCCAGAUCAUGCGGUCUUAGAAAUGAAAGCCAACUUCACGUUGCCUGAUGUAGGUGACUUCCUAGAUGAGGUUCUUUUCAUUGAGCUUCAGCGGGAAGAAGCAGACAAGCUGGUGAGGCAGUACAAUGAGGAAGGCCGCAAGGCUGGGCCACCCCCUGAAAAGCGCUUUGACAACCGAGGAGGUGGCUUCCGAGGCCGUGGGGGUGGCGGCGGUUUCCAGCGCUAUGACAACCGGGGUCCCCCUGGAGGCAACCGAGGUGGCUUCCAGAAUCGAGGAGGAGGAAGUGGUGGAGGAACUAACUACCGAGGAGGUUUUAACCGAAGUGGAGGCGGCGGCUACAACCAGAACCGCUGGGGUAACAACAACCGGGAUAACAACAACUCUAACAACCGAGGCAGCUACAGCCGGGCCCCCCAGCAACAGCCACCACCACAGCAACCGCCGCCACCACAGCCACCACCACAGCAACCACCACCACCACCCAGCUAUAGCCCUGCUCGGAACCCCCCAGGGGCCAGCAGCUAUAACAAGAACAGCAACAUCCCUGGCUCAGGCGCCAAUACCAGCACCCCCACUGUCAGCAGCUACAGCCCUCCACAGCCCAGUUACACCCAGCCACCCUACAGCCAGGGAGGUUACAGCCAGGGCUACACAGCCCCACCACCUCCACCUCCACCACCACCUGCCUACAACUAUGGAAGCUAUGGUGGCUACAACCCGGCUCCAUAUACCCCACCACCGCCCCCCACUGCACAGACCUACCCUCAGCCCAGCUAUAACCAGUAUCAGCAGUAUGCUCAGCAGUGGAACCAAUACUAUCAGAACCAGAGCCAGUGGCCACCAUACUACGGGAACUACGACUACGGGAGCUAUUCCGGCAGCACACAGGGUGGCACAAGCACACAGUAGCCAGUGUGUCCUGACGCUCCCGAAGGCCCCUGCCGGCUUCCUCCACCAGCGCCUACCUUGGCCCCUCCUCUACCCCCACCGGGUCCUUGGUGCUGGGGUUGGGGUCAUCCCAGGGCUGCUUCCCUUCAGCCCACUGCCUCCCCUCUGAGGGGCUUCUUCCCACACACAGGCCAGGCAUUUUUCUCUGAAUUUAAACAGGCCACAAUGACCUUUUAUUUUCUGUUUGUCCCUUCCACGUCCCACCUCUUCUUCCUUCUCAUCUCCAUUUUAACUAAGGAAACCCUCUCUCUUUUGUCAUGUUGAGGCUGCAGUGACUGAAGGGAAGACCUUUUCCUGUUUGGUCUUCCCAACCCUGCUCUGGUCCCUCAGCUUCCCAGGCCCUCUUGCAGUUGGUUAUAAAUUCUCCCAGGAGCUGUUUUACUGUCUUACUUUCAGGAUUUAAAAAAAAAAAAAAAAAAAAAAAAAAAAAAAAAUCAAAAAACUUUUUUAAAAAAAAGUUUUAAAAGCAAAAUGCAGAGGGAGGAAGCAGUGACACUUUUUUUGGUAAUUAUGCUUUUUUUUUUAAUUUUUAGAAUUUGUCUGUUUUUACUGUCAGUCCACCAUUGAUACUUUGUCAGAAUAACUGUUUCUUUGCUGAGUUCAGGUGACUGGGAAAGAGCCACACCCCCAAAACAAAACACACACAAAACCACAGAAUCAUCUUUAACCUAACUUUUAUAUGAUGUCUCAAUUCCCCAUAACUUUGCACACAAGCUUCUGUGUUCAGUUGAAUUGUAACUGCUUUUUGUAUUUGGAGAGAGUGUGACUAUUGAACUUGAAACCUUUUAUUCCAGGCGUCUUGGUAGUUUCUGGUGGGAUUAAGUGGGUGAAAGGUGGGGGUUCAUCUGCUUUAGAAUACGGAAUUUACCGUAUAACCUAAAACCCCAGUGUACCCUCUCGGGGGCUCUCCCAGGGGCCAGAUCUCAGUUUUUCCUACCAUGAUCCUCUGAUGAUUACUUCCCUUUGACCCAAUUGUUUUAACAGGAUUUUAACAAACUGCACUUACUAAAAAAUGUGUUUGCCCUGUUUUGUUUUCUUUCAAUAAAUGACAUGGCACCUCCUUGUAGGAAGGAAGCAGGGUUGAAA
Octodon degus (degu) is the source of this 4014-nucleotide messenger RNA. RefSeq names its product heterogeneous nuclear ribonucleoprotein U like 1 (gene Hnrnpul1). NCBI's taxonomy places the organism in Eukaryota, Metazoa, Chordata, Mammalia, Rodentia, Octodontidae. Gene Ontology annotation, molecular function: protein binding. The coding region runs from base 319 to 2889 and encodes 856 amino acids. The transcript has 15 exons. The record is from RefSeq and is a predicted model, not a curated record.